This is a messenger RNA of Gaeumannomyces tritici R3-111a-1, 690 nucleotides long. RefSeq lists its product as hypothetical. Bases 1 to 690 code for a protein of 229 amino acids. The transcript has a single exon. The record is from RefSeq and is a predicted model, not a curated record. NCBI's taxonomy places the organism in Eukaryota, Fungi, Ascomycota, Sordariomycetes, Magnaporthales, Magnaporthaceae.
AUGUUUGCCGAGAUAGGGGCUAAUCAUGGUGGCAAGAAACAGUUGACCUACCGACCCCUCGGCAUUCUGCUCCUCGGCCAACCUGCGACCAUGCAUCAUCUCGCCUUGAUCGUGACCACGGGUGCUGUCCUUGCACUUGCUCUCCCUCGCGGCAGUUCGGGCUCGUCCCGCGAUAUCGGCAAUGUCGAACUCGACAACCUCGACGCCGCCAACUACGGCGAUUACGGCGACUACGGGAGCUAUGGCACGUAUGACAACUACGACGCCAUCAUCGGUGGCGAGCCUCCUGUGCCUGCCGACACCAUCGUCGUUACUGUCCCAGUAGCAAGUUCUGUCUCGACAGCGACGGCGACCACCACGGUGGCAGGCCUGACCGUCAUCAGUACCGCACCGACAGUUACUUCGACGGUCACCGUGGCGAACAUCACACUCACUACCACAGCACUCACAGUUCUCGGAACUGGUAUCGGCGGCAUAAUUGGCACCGGCGGCACCGGCGGCCAUGGCACGGGCUUGGUUAACACAACAUUGCCGGCCGGCGCGACAGUUGCCGGCAACGGUUCAUGGUCUUUUGUGACGAUCACAGUCGACCCCAAGACGGUGUUCUUCAGUAACGCAACCACGUCGACAGUUACCGUCACAGCACCGUCCUCCAAGACCGUGGUCGUUCGCCUUGCUCGUGUCCAGUAA